Poeciliopsis prolifica (blackstripe livebearer) is the source of this 2391-nucleotide messenger RNA. It is a transcript of the gene wdr77, whose product is annotated as WD repeat domain 77. The transcript is spliced from 10 exons. The record is from RefSeq and is a predicted model, not a curated record. Bases 1028 to 2032 code for a protein of 334 amino acids. Gene Ontology annotation, molecular function: protein binding. NCBI's taxonomy places the organism in Eukaryota, Metazoa, Chordata, Actinopteri, Cyprinodontiformes, Poeciliidae. Gene Ontology annotation, cellular component: methylosome. Gene Ontology annotation, biological process: oocyte axis specification.
GAAAUGAGAGGGCAGAUAAAUUAGCAAAAGGGGCAAUUCAAAAUCCAAUUAGCAUUAAAGUUAAAACAAGUAAAGCUGAAGGAAAGAGUAUAGUUAAGGAAAAACUGACGGAAAAGUGGCAGGAAAGGUGGGAUGAAGAAAUAACAGGAAGAUGGUAUUAUAAGAUUCAGAAGAUGGUAGGAGAAAGAAGAAAUAGAAAAGAGGAAAGAGUGAUAACAAGGAUAAGAUUUGGGCAUACAGGACUUAACUACUCACUUUUUAGAAUUCAAAAGCAUGCAACUGGUAAAUGUAAGUAUUGUGGAGAAUGGGAAACAGUAGAACAGGUUAUUCUAUUAUGUGAUAAAUAUGAAAGAGAGAGGAGAUAUAUGAAAAAAGAGUUUGAAAGUAUUAAGGAAAUUUUUAAUUUAAUAGAUAUUUUGAGGAAGAGUUUUGAGAGCAAACAUACAAAUAGUUAUUCGAUUUUUAAAGAAAACUAAGAUAUUCAGUAGAAUUUGAUAGAGUAGACAUAAGAGUUAAUGUAUGGAUGAUAGUGAUGAGUAGAAUAUAAAUAUGGAUGUAAGUAUGUAUGUGUAGGUAUAAAUAUAAAUAUGUUUUUUCUUUUUUUUGUGUGUGUAGGUGUAUGUAUGAAUAUAUAUAGGUAUAUAUAUACAGAGAGAGCGUUAGACCAACACGAGCCACACUCCAUACCAGUAAGUGGCGGUAAUGCUACUCUAAGUUUGUUGCCAACCGCCAAUAAACACAACAAGAAGAAGAAGAAGAAGAAGAAACGUAGAGGAAGCAGGAAGUUUGUGUUCGCUGGUUUUAUGUUUGUCCAGUUUUUCAUUAAUUUUGAAAACGAUCAUCUUAAGCUCCAUAUUUUAUAAAGCGGGGUCAUUAUUAUUGCUUCAGAAUAAACUGGUUUAUUUAAGCAGACCAGAGACAGAAGGAGCGGUGUCUUUUUAUCGGCGCUAGCUAGCUGCUGCUGAAGCUGCUGUGAAGGAGAAACAUCUCAGUUGUUGAGAGUGAAGACUCCAGGGCUGCAGUUUGGAUGAAAAGUACAGUGGACACCAACAUGAUUAAGGAAAACCCGUGGAAGAUACCUCCCAACGCCCCUGCGUGUAUGGAGAAGCACCUGUGCGCGGCUCGGUACCGAGCAGAUGGCAUGCUGCUGCUGGGAGCCUCCAGCCUCUCUGGCAGAAACUGGCAAGGAUCCGUUUGGAUCUACAGCGAACCGGAGCAAGCCCCCAGCGAGGGGCUCUGCAAAGCUGGAGUGCAGACUGAGGCUGGGGUCACAGAUGUCCAGUGGGUGACUGAAAAGGGAGUGGCUGUCGCCUCAGAUUCGGGCGCCCUGGAGCUCUGGGAACUGGCAGAGGAUGAGCGCCUGCUGAUGAAUCGCUUCACCAAAUAUGAACAUGACCACAUUGUCACCACUGUGAGCCCCAUUACUGGAGCAAGCAGUGCUGUCACUGGCAGCAUGGACUGCAGAAUUAAAAUCUGGGACCUCAGUCAGGAAACAGUUGUCACCACCUACAACGUUCACACAGAGCCUGUUAAUUGUGUUGCCUGCAGUCCGACAGAUGAGUCUCUCUUCGUCUCCUGUGGCCAAGAUGGUCGUGUGUUGAUGUGGGACAGGAGAAAGCCGGAUAAACCAGCCUCAAGAAUAGAUGUUGAAUUUCCCAGUUGCUCUCCCACGACUGCUGUUUGGCACCCCCACCAGAGAAGCACUAUUGCUUUUGGCGAUGAGAUGGGCAAUGUGUCUGUUAAAGAUUUCCUGGGAUCAGAACCGGCACAGGUGAAAAAAAUACACAGCCGCAGAGUUAACAGCCUGGCCUUCUCUACAAAUAGUGUCCCUUUGCUAGCCUCUGUUAGUGACGACUGCUCCCUUGCUGUUAUAAACUCUGAACUUCAAGAAAUUUUCAGAGAUCGGCGACACCAGGACUUUGCUAAAGGUGUGAGUUGGCUUCACGGUGAUUGCAACAGGCUCACGACUGUCGGCUGGGAUCAUCUCGUGCUUCACCACACCAUCACUCCAAAUACUGAGUCCUCAUCUUAGACCUGCAUGGUCACAAGUGGCAUAUCAGUGUGUCCAACAUCAGUCCUUGGAGGCUGGUGUCCUGCGUGUUUUUAUUUCCCUGGUUCAACACAACUGAAUCAAAAGGCGGCUCGUCUACAAACCUCUGUCGAGCUUUGACAUUCUGGCAGGACACCAGAUCUGGAGGACUGGAUCUGGACACUCAUUGAUGAUUGAAUAUAACAUCUUAUUUAGGAGAAGUGAAUUGAAACAUCCAACUCACAGAUAUGUGCACAUUAUUUUGUGUAAGGAUCUUCUCUGUCUGGUGGAACUGGUUCAUGUUGUGUAGCAUCUCCAUAUUUGCACCAUAGACUUUUACAUUAAAGGAAAGCUAAAGCUGU